Messenger RNA from Mytilus trossulus (common blue mussel), 2599 nucleotides. Its product is annotated as microtubule-associated proteins 1A/1B light chain 3C-like. The coding region runs from base 106 to 498 and encodes 130 amino acids. NCBI's taxonomy places the organism in Eukaryota, Metazoa, Mollusca, Bivalvia, Mytilida, Mytilidae. Gene Ontology annotation, molecular function: ubiquitin protein ligase binding. The record is from RefSeq and is a predicted model, not a curated record. The transcript is spliced from 4 exons. Gene Ontology annotation, biological process: cellular response to nitrogen starvation; macroautophagy; autophagosome maturation. Gene Ontology annotation, cellular component: cytosol; autophagosome membrane; autophagosome.
AUACCAAAUGACAACUAUUCUCUGAACCUUGGGUUUUACGUCAUAACCAGCUGAUGACAGAUUGAAAAGUGUUCGCAGUUUAAUACACACAAUAUUAGUGGUAACAUGCCUGAAAGGCAGUAUAAUACGGCCGAGGGGGCUAAAACAUUCAAACAGAGAAAGAGUUUUUCCAUUCGUAAAGAAGAAGUUAUUGGUAUUAGAUCAAAGUUUCCAACUAAAGUUCCUGUUAUUGUUGAAAGAUAUCAUAAAGAGCAGCAGUUACCAUUAUUAGAUAAAACAAAGUUCUUAGUACCACAAGAGCUAACCAUGUCACAGUUUGCUUCUAUAAUAAGAAAUAGAAUGUCACUGAAUGCCAAUCAAGCAUUUUAUCUUAUUAUCAACAACAAGAGUAUUUCCAGCAUGUCAAUGACUUUGGCAGAAGUAUACAGAGAUGAUAGAGAUGAAGAUGGAUUUUUAUAUAUGACUUAUGCAUCACAAGAAAUGUUUGGAAAUUGUUGAAAUGAUGACAUUAAUGUAUUUUUUCAAUUAAAUGAUAAAAAGGUGGCAUGCACCUGGUUCUAUUCUAUUUUGAUCUGAAAUUUAAUAUAUUGUGAAUAUUUCUCAUCAUGAAAUAAUAAUAAUUCAUGUUAAUUGUCAUGGAUUUAUUGUAUUACUGUUUAUCAUUAUGUAUAUCUAUAUUUGAAUGCAUAGUAUUCCCUUAUGGGAAAGAUGGCAUACAUGAAAUGAACAAAAUAAUAACAAAAAAGUACAUAAAACAUAAGGGUAAUACAACUUACAAGUACAAUGCAUAAUAUACCAGUACAUGUUUAAUUAGCUGGGGCAUUUUUUUUCUGAUUUUGGUAAGGCAUAAACAAUGCAUAUCUAACAAUUAGGUUUGAUUAUAGAUAUAUUUAGGGUCUUGUUUCGAUAUUUAUCAUAAUCAACAGAUAAUUAAGACACCAGAAUUGAAAAUCUACAACUCAAAUACUUAAAAUAAAUAUUUUGAAGACAAGAAAACAAACAUUGCUGUAAGAGGUUGUGUGACACAUUUUUUCAUCACAACAGUUCAGUCAUCUGUUGUACAUAUGAACAUUUUCUCCUAUGAAACCACUUCCCAAGUUGGAGCCUAACUAGGUUAAGAUCAUUGAUUCUACCAAUCCUCUUGACAACCAGCCAGUGUUACUACUGCUUCUAAAACUAACAAAGAAAAAACAUUUGUGCAACUAGAAUGUUAGUCAAUGAUAUUUUGUAUCAUCCCUUUAGAUCUAUAUCCUUGACCUCCAUCAAACUUAGCUAUCAACUUUGCUGAAAAUAGAACAUUUUAUCCAUAUCAAAAAAAUAUAUAAAAAGUCACUGGUUAUAAGGAUAGAAUAAAUUUCAACCUCCCAUUUUAAAUAAUGGUUUGAUAACUACAGCUAUUUGACAUGACCUUUUCCAUGACAAAUGAAAAAUAGGAGUUGACUGAACCUAACUGAGUACUGUCAUGUUUUAGCAAUAUUUUUGUCGAGCCUUCGACUUUAGUCGAAAAAGCGAGACUAAGCGAUCCUACAUUCCGUCGGCGGCGGCGGCAUCCACAAAUAUUCACUCUGUGGUUAAAGUUUUUGAAAUUUUAAUAACUUUCUUAAACUAUACUGGAUUUCUACCAAACUUGGACAGAAGCUUGUUUAUGAUCAUAAGAUAAUAUCCAGAAGUUAAUUUUGUAAAAAUAAAAUUCCAUUUUUUCCGUAUUUUACUUAUAAAUGGACUUAGUUUUUUCUGCGGGUAAACAUAACAUUCACUCUGUGGUUAAAGUUUUUAGAAUUUGAAUAACUUUCUUAAACUAUCCUGGGUUUGCACCAAACUUGGACAGAAGCUUAUUUAUGAUCAUAAGAUAGUAUCCAAAAGUAAAUUUGGUAAAAAAAUAAAUCCAUUUUUUCCGUAUUUUACUUAUAAAUGGACUUAGUUUUUUCUGCGGGGAAACAUUACAUUCACUCUGUGGUUAAAUUUUUUAAAAUUUUAAUAACUUUCUUAAACUAUCCUUGGUUUGCACCAAACUUGGACAGAAGCUUAUUUAUGAUCAUAAGAUAGUAUCCAGAAAUAAAUUUUGUUAAAAGAUAACUCCAUUUUUUCUGUAUUUUACUUUUAAAUGGACUUAGAUUUUCUUCCAGUUAACAUAAUAAUUACAUACAGUCUACAGUUAAAGUUUUCAAAACAUUUAUUAGAUUCAUCAACAAUCCUAGAUUUUUACCAAACUUGGACAGAGGCUUCUUACAAUCAUAAGAUAGUCAUAUAGUAUCAAGAGGAAUAUUUUUAUUGAUUUUUUUCCUCAUUUUUGUUGAGCCUGCGAUUUACAGCAAAAGUAGGCGAGACACUGGGUUCCGUGGAACCCUUACAAAUUUUUAUAUAUUGGAAUUAUCUUCCCAUGUUGUCAAGAUACGAAAUUUGGAGAGUGAUACUCUUCUAUGGGCCUCCAUUUAAGACUUGAAUCAUUGACUGAUUUUAUUCAGAAAUAUAUUUGUAACUGUUAGCAACUGUACAUGUUCUGUCUUUCAUUCAUUCAGGGAAUGGUUAAAGUGCAAUUAUUAGUGGAGUUGUAUAUAAUUCAUCUUUACAUAUAUAAUUAAAAUAUUUUUUAAAAUUG